UAUUUAUGUUAUUACGGCUUUCGUUCUAUGGUAGCUGGUGUUAAGUUUGCAUUAUCCUGAUCAGAGUUUUUGGUGUUGAUACCUGUAGUGAAGACUGUUUAUUUGAACAACUUAAACUGCAUGGAAAGAUAUACGUAAACUGGAACGUUUCAAACAUCGUCUGUACGGCCAUCUUGUCAUGCAGGAUGUUAAGAUUGAGAUUGUUCGAUGACGUCAUUUCCGGAUUCGGUGACGACUGCAAAGUUGGCCCUGCUGAACUUGAGGCUGUGCUAACGCCUGGAGGAAAGGGAAACAACGCUUUCAGCAUGGCAGACGACCAUGGACAAGACACACCUUUAUCGAUUGAAAUUUCCGUAAAACCGAUGAUACGACGUAGUGGUGCGUUUGACGUCAGACGCGGCCUCUUCUCCGGAAAGCGCUCGGCUGACGUAGACCUAACAGCAUCACCAAUACAUGCAGUCAAAAAGGCCAAAGACGUUACUGGCAUAACUCCCAAAUCCAACGAACGUUUAACAAACGGGAUCAUCAGCGCGGUCGAAACGCUUGAUAUCGGAAAUGACAUGAUCGCUGAUGGGUCAAGUAAAUACUCACUUCCAACAAUUUCCGGAAAACACAGUGACCUUACGGCCAUUUCCCCGGAAGUGAUGGCUGACGUCAUUCGUGGUUGCUUCAGUGACGUCAUUGGUGACGUGACCAUAGUGGAUUGCCGUUACCCGUACGAGUUCGAGGGCGGGCACAUCAGAGGCGCUGUAAACUUGUAUACGAAAGAUGAGGUCAACAGCUUGCUUCAGAAACCAGUAGCUGACGGCAAGCGUCACGUGCUGAUCUUCCACUGUGAAUUCUCAUCAGAAAGAGGGCCUAAGAUGUACCGGUUCCUGCGCGCGCAAGAUCGGAUGUUAAACAGCGACAGGUACCCACGUCUCAACUUCCCGGAAGUGUACCUACUCCAUGGCGGAUACAAGGCCUUCUUCAACAAGUAUCAGGACCUAUGUGAUCCGAUCAGUUACACACCCAUGUUGCAUGAGAAUCACGCGGCCGACCUACGUCACUUCCGGGUGAAAUCUAAAUCCUGGACGGGGGAGGACGGCAAUCAGAAGACAAGUAGACGGCACCGCAGUCGUCUUUGCCGCCAUCUUAGUCUCUGACCGCUUCAUGCACUUAAAGUCACUUGAUGAAGCAGUAUAUUUUCAAUGAUGUCAUUACUCACGGUGACGUCAUCACCGAAAAUGGAACUAGCGUGGCGCGUUUCAAAUUGAUUACGGAGAAAAAUCACGAGGGCGACGAUUUUUCACUAACAUACCAGAGCGCUUUAUUUGCGCCAGUUAACGGUUAUACAGUUUUGUGUUAUAUUGAAUUUUUUUUAAUUGUUUAAAACUGUUUCACAAAAAUGCAAAACGAAGUAACCGAACGUUUGUUGGAGGAAUAGGCCAGGGGAAAGUGCAAUAUUAUUUGAACCUGAGAAGAUUACGUCAUUACACUGACCGGCAGUUUUAUAUCGAAACCAUACACUUACAUGUACAUGUGUUCAAAUCCUGUUGUUGAUAAAAUUGUAUAUACAUUACAUUAUAAUAUGAAUUACUAAU
Mya arenaria is the source of this 1583-nucleotide messenger RNA. RefSeq names its product M-phase inducer phosphatase 1-like. Gene Ontology annotation, molecular function: protein tyrosine phosphatase activity. The transcript has 5 exons. Gene Ontology annotation, cellular component: cytoplasm; nucleus. The record is from RefSeq and is a predicted model, not a curated record. Gene Ontology annotation, biological process: positive regulation of G2/M transition of mitotic cell cycle; G2/M transition of mitotic cell cycle; positive regulation of G2/MI transition of meiotic cell cycle. Bases 186 to 1145 code for a protein of 319 amino acids. Lineage: Eukaryota; Metazoa; Mollusca; Bivalvia; Myida; Myidae.